AUGGUUGACUUUUUUGGAGUCACAAAUGUUGUGCACUUGGCAAUUGAUAAUGCAGCUAAUUAUAAAGCUGCUAGGCGGUUAUUAUGUGAUAAAUUUCCUUUUAUUUUUUGGUCUCCUUAUACUGCACAUUGUUUGAACUUGAUUUUAGGAGAUAUCGGUAAAAUGGAUAUUGUGAUUGGCUUGACAACACGUGCAUCUAUGGUGACAAAGUUUGUUUAUAAUCAUGCCUUUUUGCUUGCUUGGCUGAGAAAAAGAGAAGGUUGGACUGAAAUUAUUCGCCCUGGGGUGACACGAUUUGCUACCACUUUUAUUGCAUUGAGAAGUAUUCAUGAGCAUAAACAUGAUUUGCAAGCCUUGGUAACUAGCAAAGUAUUUUUAGAUUCUAGAUACUCAAAAGGAGAAAAGGCAAAGGAUGUGACUUUAAUAGUGUUGGACAAUCAAUUUUGGAAUGAUUGUAAAAUUAUGAUCCAAAUUAUUUCACCACUUAUUUGGUUGUUGAGGAUUGUUGAUGCUGAUGAGAGGCCUUCACUUGGGUAUGUAUAUGAUGGCAUGUACAAGGCAAGAAAAACUAUCAAGAAUAUAUUAAUGAAUAAAAAGCCCUUGUAUAAGCCUUACAUAAGGAUUAUCAAGAAAAGGUGGGAUUCUCAACUUCGUCAGAAGCUUCAUGCAGCAGCUUAUUUCCUAAAUCCUGUGUUCUUUUAUGAUAAGCAGAGCUUUUCUAAAAAGCCAGAGGUUAUGGCUGGAUUUCUUGAUGUUUUGGAUAAGACAGUCACUUCUAACAAAACCAAGUUUGUGCAAGAAAAUGAAUGGUGGAAAAUGUUUGGUGAUAGUGCACCAAAUGUUAAAAAAUUGGCAAUGAGACUCUUAAGCCAAACUUCAUCUUCAUCUGGUUGUGAAAGAAAUUGGAGUAUCAUGGAAGAUGAAGAUUCUCCCACCCUUAAUUAUGAUGAGAUAGAAGAAGCUAUGCUUUAUGAUGAUACAAUAAUUCCACAAGUUUCUAUCAAUCAAGAUGAAGGUAAUAAUGAAGGAGGAGGCAAUGAGGUUUCGUCUGGGAGUGGAUGUUCAAUCAUAGAAGGACUUGAUUUGAGAUCUUUUGCCCAAGAAGAUGUUGAAACUUAUAAUGAUGAUGAUUUACGGGAAACUCAUGCUUGGCUUAAUCAGGAUCCACCAAUCUUUGACAAGUCAUGA
Messenger RNA from Prosopis cineraria, 1188 nucleotides. RefSeq lists its product as uncharacterized. The record is from RefSeq and is a predicted model, not a curated record. Gene Ontology annotation, molecular function: protein dimerization activity. The transcript is spliced from 4 exons. NCBI's taxonomy places the organism in Eukaryota, Viridiplantae, Streptophyta, Magnoliopsida, Fabales, Fabaceae. Bases 1 to 1188 code for a protein of 395 amino acids.